Molecule: messenger RNA, 1305 nt
Organism: Aspergillus nidulans FGSC A4
Lineage: Eukaryota; Fungi; Ascomycota; Eurotiomycetes; Eurotiales; Aspergillaceae
Product: FYVE zinc finger domain-containing protein
Exons: 2
Coding region: 16-861 (281 amino acids)
Molecular function (GO): metal ion binding
Source: RefSeq, a predicted model, not a curated record
CCGCUCCAGACCGAUAUGGCAACCCACGUUAUGACCGCCACCACUACUGCUCCUAUCAACCAAAUCUCCGUCUACCAGCAUCCGUCUCCCGUGCACUCGGGCGCCAGCACUCCCGCCAACAACUCGCCCACCUCGCCUCGUCUACAGUACCUCCCUCUCCAGACCCGCCAGCUGCGUCCUCCCAAGGCGCCACUGUAUGUUCCCGCUGCUCUGCGGCCGACCGAGCGUCCGUCCAAGCCGUCACCCCCAACUCCUCCCCGCAGCGUCCACGGCUCUCUCGACAGUCUGAACGACGGCGAGACUACCAGCGAGCCCGUCAGUCGUCGCGCAACGAUGGAAACUGUCAGUAGUACUGGCGGAAUCAGAAAAAUGGCUGAGCACGAGUGGAUGAAGAACGAACAGCUUGGAGCUGUUACUGGUCUCCCAACCAGAGAACAUUGGAAGGCGGACUCGGCUUCCCGUAGCUGUGACUCGCCCACCUGUCGCUCCUCGUUCGGUCUCUUCCUCCGUCGCCAUCACUGCCGCCAUUGCGGCCAUGUUUUCUGUUCCUCGCACACUCCUCAUGUGGUCCCUCUCGACCAGGAAGCACGCUUCCACCCGGACGGUGUCCCUUCUCGAGCCUGCGACUUAUGCUGGAGUGCGUACCAGCGCUGGGAAGAAGCCCGUGCUGAGCGUCUAAGUAAGAUCCAACAAUCGAUCGACUCUCAGGACGAGGACGACCAGAGCUCCGAUGGCCACAGCCCGACCAGCUCUGUGGAAGCCUCGCUGGCCGAGGGACGCAAGCAGGAGCCUACCAACCCAGGCCAGAACAGUGAGAUUGCUGCCAGCGUCCCUCGUGGCUGGAACUGGAGCACCUUCUAAUCGGCUACAUCGACUUCAUCGACUACAUCAGCUGCAUCGACGAAAUUUCUAUCUAAUUAAUGAGCCUUCACAUUGAUUGAUGAGGCUCCGCGACCGCAACUUCACUUCGACACACCACCUUCUAGACAUUUUAUCCCAAUUGCUUGGGCUUGCGCAGCUUUCGUCAUUUACAUGGAGUUCGGUCUCGCGAUGUUCACGGAUCUACUUUCGCUUUCGUCGAGGUCUCCUCUAAUGUUGUGAUCGUUCGUAGAUCUGGGAGGCUUCUUCUAUUGUUUGUUUCUAUUCGCUAGGAUACCCUGUCAUGCGUACACGUUCUGUUUCCCUUCUUCUGCUUCUCUUUCAUGUUAAUCUUUUAUUUACAAUGGCGUUACGAUAUCCGACGCAGCCUAUUUUCGGUACUAGAGGCGUUAUUGACAAUUCAAAAUCAAAUUUUUAGGAAUCUUU